AUGUGCAAGCCACCGCUGCUCGACCGGGACAACCAGGCUCCCGCUGACGAGGCUGACGAGCCAGAGGACCUCCAGACCGCCUCGGAGGACUCGGCUCUGAAGCACCGGCUCGACCUCCAGACGGGCGAAGACGGGCUCUCUGAGGAGGAGGCGGCGCGCAGGCUGCUGCAGCAUGGGCGGAACGAGCUGCCGGACCUGCGCACGCCCAAGUGGCGUAUAUUCCUAGAGCCCAGAGACACCGCGCAUACUCUGCGCGCCGCGCAGGAGUGGCCCGACAUGAGCACCCUCACCGCGCUGCUCCUCCUCAACGGCUUCGUCGGCUUCUUCGAGGACAUGCGCGCCGGCGACGCCGUCGCCGCCCUCAAGGCGUCUCUCAAGCCCGAGGCGCAGGUCAAGCGGGCAGGCGCGUGGCGCAAGGCAGACGCCUCCCAACUCGUCCCGGGAGACCGUGUCGCCCUCGCCGCCGGCGCAAACGUGCCCGCCGACAUCCUCUUGGGUCGCGGGAUGCAGGUCCAGGUCGACCAGGCGGCGCUGACUGGCGAGUCGCUCCCUGUCUCCCUCGGCGAGGGAAGCCUGGUCAAGAUGGGCUCGACGAUCGUGUCUGGCGAGACGGAGGGGCUGGUGGCGCACACGGGCGUAAACACAUUCUUCGGCAAGACGGCGGCGCUGAUCGGGUCGACGCACGACGUGGGCAACUUCCAAAAGGUGAUCCUGCGCAUCACGCGCGCGCUCCUCCUCUUCUCCUCCCUCCUCGUCACCGCCGCCGUCACCUACCUCUCCCUCACCUUCGACGGAGAGGGCUACGGGGUCUGGCCCGCCGUCUCGUUCGGCGCCGUGCUGCUCGUCGCCUCCAUCCCCAUCGCGAUGCAGGUGGUCUGCACGGCGACGAUGGCACUCGGCUCGCGCCUCCUCGCCGCGAAGAAGGCGAUCGUCGCGCGGCUCGCGUCGAUCGAGCAGCUCGCCGGAAUGACCGUCCUCUGCUCCGACAAGACGGGAACACUCACCCUCAACAAGAUGGUGCUGCAGGAGGUGCUCUCGUACGCAAAGGGCGCAGACGACGCGGCCAUCCUCGCCCUCGCCGCCCUCGCCACCCGCUGGAAGGAGCCUCCCAAGGACGCGCUCGACACGCUCGUCCUCAGAGCAGAGUGCCUCGACCGCGCGAGCCUCGACAGGCACGAGCAGCUCGACUUCACCCCGUUCGACCCGAAGCUGCGCCGCACCGAGGCGACGCUGCGCGGCCCGGACGGUGGCGUCUUCGACGUCGUCAAGGGGGCGCCCGACGUGGUCCUCCGGCUGUGCGACGAAGCCAACCGCUCCUCCAUCGGCGCCGUCUUCGCCGCGAAGGUGGAGGAGCUGGCGCAGCGCGGCAUCCGCGCGCUCGCCGUCGCGAGGAGGCCCGAGGGUGGCGGGAUGGAGAUGGUCGGGAUGCUCACCUUCCUCGACCCGCCGAGGCCAGACACGAAGCGGACGAUCGAGCGCGCGAUGCAGCAGGGCGUCGUCGUCAAAAUGAUUACUGGCGACCACGGUGCCAUCGCGCGCGAGACGGCGCGCUCCCUCGGCAUGGGCGACGAGAUUGGCGCGUCGGACAGCCUGCCGACCAUCUUGCCGGGCGAGGAGGUGCCACGCACGCUCGGCCGCGACUACGGCGCGAUGAUCGAAAAGAGCGACGGGUUCGCGCAGGUCUUCCCCGAGCACAAGUUCCUCAUCGUCGAGGCGCUGCGCCAGCGCGGCCACUCGGUGGGUAUGACUGGCGACGGCGUCAACGACGCGCCCGCCCUCAAGAAGGCCGACGUGGGCAUCGCGGUGGAGGGCGCGACCGACGCGGCGCGCGCGGCGUCC
Messenger RNA from Emiliania huxleyi CCMP1516, 1839 nucleotides. RefSeq lists its product as hypothetical. The annotation marks the transcript as partial. Gene Ontology annotation, cellular component: plasma membrane. Gene Ontology annotation, molecular function: ATP hydrolysis activity; ATP binding; P-type proton-exporting transporter activity. The transcript is spliced from 5 exons. Gene Ontology annotation, biological process: regulation of intracellular pH; proton export across plasma membrane. The record is from RefSeq and is a predicted model, not a curated record. NCBI's taxonomy places the organism in Eukaryota, Haptophyta, Isochrysidales, Noelaerhabdaceae.